UUGCCUGUGGCUAGUGGGUUGAGAGCGAAUUCGUGCACGUUUGUUUUUUUUUAUAAAACAAAUUGUUAAAUAUACGAACAAAAACAUAAAAAUUUUAACAUAACAUAGCAACCAAACGAAAAGUGUCCAUUGCGUUAAAUAUACAAAUUGUGAGAACCCUAACUAAGCGACAACAAAUUACACAUUCAACGAACGGAAUUAAGCGAGUCGUGACAAGACCGGAGAGAGAGAGAGUAAGAGUGAGAGCGAACGAGAAAACGAGAACGAACGAUAGAAAGAGAGCAAAGACAGCCGCUUUUUACCCUGCACUCUGCCCAUACCCCCCCUCUUCUGUUUAGGUUUUUUUUCCUUCAGCUAGUUGUAGUUGUGUGUGAAAAGAAAAGAAUUUCCACAGAUUUUACGCCGCAUAAUCCAGAGAUAUAUAGAGCACCCGGACACGACGACGACGACAACGACUACGAAAAUGUUAAUAAACCUAAAGGUUAAGACUUUGGAUGCCCGUACCCACGAAUUCAGCAUCGACAAUGAGCUUACAAUACGUCAGUUCAAGGACCAAAUAGCAGAGAAGACCAACAUUGCGGCAGAGAAUCAGCGCAUUAUAUACCAGGGGCGUGUACUAGCCGACGACAAGCAGGUGAAGGAAUACGAUGUCGAUGGCAAGGUAUUGCAUGUAGCCGAACGUCCGCCCUUCUCGCAGCGUGGUGCUAAUUAUCGCAACAAUGAUGAACCUAUGCGAACCUUUCGCAACGUGUCACGCCCCACACCUGGCUCGAUGCGUACACAGCCCUAUUUUCGUGCCCUCGAUGGUAUGCUGGUGGGCACAAUGGCCAUACCAGUUAACAAUCACAAUGCAGCGGCCGGGGCCCGCACCGCUCCUCCAAAUCGUUUUCCAAACUCAUCGUCCUUCUGCAUAAACCGCAUCACAGUGGCUCUCCACAUGAUUGACUGUGUCAAUAAUAUAGCCGCCUAUCUAGAGAAUCCUGCCGUUGGCCUCAACAAUCAAUCCUUAGACAUUCUACAGCGCGGUCGCUGGUCAAUGGAAUCGACUGUGGUUGAGGUUGGUGUCUCAUCCACUGACUUGCCACGCAACAACAACAUCAUCGAUAUGGUCCAGGAUGCCGUGAAUGCAGCUCUCUCGCGUGGCACAAACGGCCGCAACUAUACGGUGGUGCAAUUGCCCACCGUGUAUACCAAUGAAAGCGGAGAAACCACUCAGCAGCGCGGAAAUGAGAUUGACGGUGAAGGUGGUCUAGCAGCCUUGGGAGGACCAGGUAGCGACGGUAGUGGCGAGACUACAGCUGCCGCUGUGAUAAUUGAAGAUGUUAUUGAAACAGACGAUGAGGCAGCUGAUGGUGCUUCAGAUCGCUCGACCACACCAACACCAGAUGGCACCGAUGCCGGUGAUGGCAGCGAUGGGGCCUUUGGUGGCGAACCUACAGGCACCAGCAGUUUAACAGCUCCAGAUACAAAUGCUUCCGGCUCUGCUUCGGCUGACGCUGCAGCUUCCACUUCCGCCGCUGGCGGCUCCGCAUCCAAUAUGAAUGUUAGCGGCAUUGGUCCACGACGUCGCACAAGACCCCAGGUGCUAGCGAAUGUUAUACAAAAUUAUCGUAAUGUUCAGAAUCGCCUGGCGCCGUUUGUGCAACGUUAUUAUGAAAUACUCGAACAGGAUCCCGUUUUCGAGGAGAGUGAUACAGCCGAAAGGGAGAGUGCUCAACGCAUUUUUGAUCGAGUUUCUGAGGCUUUUCAUUACCUAUCCCAUGCCCAGCAUGCCAUCUCUGAUCUGAUGCUGGAUCUGUCACAGCCUGGCCCACGUGUGCUCACAUGCCGACCCAUUCUGGUGGAGCAAAGCGGUUACAUACGAUCCAACAAUAUUUUUGCACCAAAUCUAGUGGCCUCACCACUGGCAGAGCUCAUACCAAAUAGAAACCCAAAUGGUGGUGGCCUUGUCAGUGCUCAGCAGCUUUUGGGCACUUUAUCCGAACCCACACCUCCAUCAACGUCAGCCACUGCUGUAGUUCCGUCUUCAGCUGUUUCGACUGCGACAGCGAGCACUGCGUCUACAGCUAGCAAUCCUUUUCAAGAUGCUGCAACGCGUGCACAUGUGGAUGCCAUUCGUGCAAAUGUGGAUGCCGUUAGAUCCGUAGCUCAAGCUCUAUCCAGUACUGGCAGCACCGCAGACCAAACUCGAUCCGACAUUUUAUCACAAAAUUUAGUGGCUGACUUGACCAGUGAAAUUAUGCACACUAUCACUAAUCCAUCGACAAUAUCACAAGAUGCAAUUCAUUCGAAUGGUGAUUUAAGAAAUGCCUUGGCCCGUGCCACAGUGGAUAGAGUGAUAGCAGCUGGUCGUCGUUUUUUGAACAGUGACGAUGUUGAAGAUCCUGUCGAUGAACCAAUGGUGGCUCCUUCCAAUGUCUCUGGCUCGGCUAGUAGUACUCCACAGUCCCCACAGCAGCCCCAGCAACCGCCACGUCCCGAAAUGGAUAACACAGAGCAGCGAGCAGUCCCAAGGCUGCGCCUUUAUAUGCCCGUGCCCUUGCCACCGCCCAAUCCUCAAGUGCAGAUGGCGCGUCUCAUUCAAGCUGUUGUCAAUAGUUCCACCAAUGAUGGUGAUGUCCGUGUAGAAUUCAAUUCUCCCAACAUUGUGUCAAUUAACCUGCCGGUACAUGUUAUGACUGCUGCAGUACGUCCUGCUCUGACUGGAGCUUCGGGCGCAAGUGCUGCACCCACAGCCACGGCUACGACUACGGCGGGAGCAUCACCAGCUCCACCCAAUGACAUUCAAUCGCGUACAGCGGCCAGAAUUGGAGAACUUUUCGCCAAUGUCCUACCGGCACCAAAUGCCAACGCUGCUUCUACCACUGCAUCGACAAAUACUGCUGGUGCCGGGGCUGCUUCAACCUCCACUGGACGUGAUCAACGGGCAACCAAUACAUUACCGACAACAGCCACCCAAACACGUUCAACAUCACGUCCUCAGAUACAGCUGGGAGGCAAUAACAAUUGGGGCGGACGCAUUGCACCCACACAUACGGCUUUCGAUCGCUUCUUGCCCUGUAAUAGUCAUCAUAUUCGUGAACCGGAGCUGCUUGCCCAACAUAAUAACAAUAACAACAACAACAAUAAUCGCAGCACAACAAACGCAGCAGCAGCGCAGCCACCGCCGUUGUCGUCGUCAUUGUCAACACCUGGAACAGGCAUUGGAGUAGCAGGAAUUCCGGUGAUGGCAGCCACAUCACAACCGCUGACCGGUUCCAUAUUUGCUGCCGCAGCUGCGGCCGCUGCCGCCAGUGGUGCUCCAAGCCAUCGUGCUUCGGCAGGCAGCGCUAACGGCGCCGAAGGAUUAACUACGGCAACUGCUGGUGCUGGUGCCAUUGGUGUCAAUACUGCCAAUGCAUCAGGCAGCCCAUCGAACACCGCCACCCACAGCCCCAUCACGGCGCCAGGUUCUACCACAGGAACCCCAACAGGAGAAGCAACAACAGCGACAACCGCCUCUGUAUUAUCACAGUUUGGUGAAGGAACAGCAGAUGCAAUAGACGAUCAAUUUAACGAAUUGACCAGUAUACGUGCCCAGAUGCGCACCUUUCUCUAUAGCAGCUUGUUUCGAGGUCAAACGAUUAACGAGCAAACGAUUCCCGGAGCCAUUACCCGUGCCCUUAAUUGGUUUGACGACAGUCUGAUCUAUUUGCCGCAAUAUGAACGACCGGAAUAUAAUUCCCGCCUCUCUUUAUACAAUAUCAUUGGCCAGAGUCUGCGCCUUGUCUUUGAGCUGUGUAGUAGUGGUGGUAAUCCUUUUUCAUUAUCACCAGAAGCUUCUAGUUUUAGUAGUACUGGGGCGCAGUUUGAGCAGCGUCUCAAACACAUCUGUGACCAGUUUCGGCAACGACUCUACAGUGUGCUAUUCCUGUGCUUGGGUAGUACCAAUGCGGAAUUAUAUUGGCGCCAACUCAUGCGGAUAUUGUGUGUUCCAUUGAGGUCCAAUUUUUAUAAUGGAGCCUUGCAGUUUCUGUGCAUCUACAUCGAUCCGACAAUUCCAUCAGAAACAGACACUGUCGAUGCUCAACAGUUCCUUGUCCUGCGCACUGGGAUACCGCCUUCAGCCCUACAAGAACAACAACAGAUGUUCGACACUGAUAUUGAAAUGCUUGACAUGGACGCCGGAGCGAGUAGCAGCAAUACGGAUCCGGAACCUCUGCCUUCGGUAACUGUUGGCGCCGAACCCUGGCACAUAAAUUUCCCUAGUGAAUGGUUGCCUGUAAUAACUCGUGACUUGCAGACACAGACUGAGCAAAAUCGCUCACAGCCGCCUUACUCUGAUGCCUACAUAUCUGGAAUGUCGGCCAAGCGCCGCAAGGUCAUACAAGCGGAAAAGCCUACACCGACAGUUGAGUGUCUUAUUGCAAACGGUGUGCAAAGGGCCAUGCAGGGUGCUGGAAUCAAUUCGGGCAAUGCAUCGGCCAGCUCAAGUUCCUCGAUUAGCCCAGACGCUGUGAUUGAUGCCAUUGCCAAUGAUGAUGGCAUCCAGGCCACAUACACAGAGGCCGUGCGUACCAAUACCCGCGAGCGGAUCAAGCAGGAUGUUGACUACAGUCCCAACAAAUAUCCACAGAUUGCCAAGUUUACCGAACAGAAAUAGUGUGGGGCAGAGAGACGAGGCGAUCACCACUUAGUGCUUGUUGUACAUUUAACUUUAAAACAAAAAACAAACAUUUGUAUUUAAUUUAGUUAAGAUAAGUUGUGUUUAAAGUCAGGCAUUCGUAAUGAAACAAAUGUUGUUUGGCCCUCUCAGUCAGCAUGCGAUUUAGAGCGGUAUAGAAUACACACACACACACACACACCUAUUAUACAGAUUCAUAUGGAAAUCGAAUCAAGUUGAUAAAAAAAAAAAUUAUUCAUAAAAUCGAUAUUUGUUUCUUUACGGAUGUCUUGCUGAAAGCGAGAGAAGGACGAAGAGAAGAAGGUGACAGCCAAUUGCAAAAAAGGCAUGGACACAAAAAAAAGGAUAAGAAAAAGAAAACAAAAAAUUAGAAGAGAUAAAUAAGAUGUGCGAAAAUCACAGGAAUGCUAGCAAAUGCUUCUGUUACAUAUACAUAUACGAGUCUAUACACACGCAUAUGGGAAUAUAUAUUUAUAUAUGUAUAUAUUCGAAGUUACUUCCACAUAAAAUCUAUAUAUAUGAUAUAUAUAUUCACAUACUAUAUAGAAAACACAAAUUUUCAACCAUUUUUCGAGGACAACACCAGCAGCAACAACAAAAUCAAAUAAGGAGGUAACCCACACACACACACACACAACUAAACACACCACACAUACAAAGCUACACUUUUAUAUAUAUAUAUAUGUACAUAUAUAGAAUGCAAUUCGGUGCAAAUGGCAUAAAGCAGCCCACACACGAUGAUGAUUUAAUUGAAUUUUGACGAUGGCGUCUUCAGGUCGGAUGACGCAGUGACCACCAGAAAGCAAUAGACAACAGAGACCAUGACGACAGCCGCCACAUUCCAGUCAAAAAGAAAACAACAAAAAAAAUUCAAUGAAGUAUUUUCGAACGAUUUGCCCAUUGACGUGAGCUUUGAUGGCACAUGAUUGCUAUUGAUGGAAUUGGAAUUGGGAUAAGGAAUUUUUGCAGUCUUUCGAGUGGAUAAUUAUGAAUUACAAUAACAAGCAACAACAGCAAA
Molecule: messenger RNA, 5681 nt
Organism: Drosophila willistoni
Lineage: Eukaryota; Metazoa; Arthropoda; Insecta; Diptera; Drosophilidae
Product: large proline-rich protein BAG6
Exons: 11
Coding region: 464-4642 (1392 amino acids)
Cellular component (GO): BAT3 complex
Molecular function (GO): polyubiquitin modification-dependent protein binding; misfolded protein binding
Source: RefSeq, a predicted model, not a curated record